Paramecium sonneborni is the source of this 2121-nucleotide messenger RNA. The record is from the annotation of a GenBank genome assembly. Lineage: Eukaryota; Ciliophora; Oligohymenophorea; Peniculida; Parameciidae.
CUUUUUUGAAUGUCUAAAGAGGUAAUUGGGAGAAAUUAAUUUUAGCAAAAAUUAAAAAGGUUUCGUUAUGUUUCAGAAUCAUUAGAUUAGUUUGAUUUGUUUGAUUAGAAGGAAUUUACUCUUCCAAAUAAUUAAUAGUAAUAUAAAAUAUUGAAUUAGGUUUUCACAAGAAUGUUUUGAUGCUUUUUAAAAAGCAUACUCAUAAGACAUACCUGUCUAAUUAUCAAAAAAAACUGAGAUUGAGGAUGAUUAAGAGUUUUUUAUAUUAAAUAAAGACACAGGACUUAAGAUUGAUUGUAGAAAUUUAGAGAAUUCGAGAAUUCCAGUAAUAGAUUUAAAAGAAGUAGCAUGGAAAAAUUAUUGGAAACAAAGUAGAGAAAUCAGUGAGUAGCUACUUUAGCUUGUUUAGCAAAAUGAAAAGGAUAAAGUCAUGGAAUUAAUUGCUAAUCCUGAUAUCUACAUUGAUUUCAAUAUUAAGUAUAAAUAAUUAAAAUCUACAGAGACUUAGAUGAUUGGACUCCACUUCAUUUUGCUUGUUCGUUUAAUAAUUUAGAGCUAGUUUAAUUGUUACUAAAAUAAGAAGCCAAUCCAAAGAUGUGUUCUUUGGAUAAAAAAUCUCCAUUACAUAUUGCAUCAAUAAAAAAUAACCCUGACAUUUGUGAAUUAUUGAUAAACUUUGGAGCUAAUAUAGAUGAACAAGAUUCUGACUUAAAUACACCAUUACAUAUAGCUUCUAAGUAUGGAAAUGAUAAAGUUUGUUAAAUCUUACUAACAAAAAAAGCAAAUUAUUAAUCAAAAAAUAAUUAAAAUUUAACUCCUAUAGAAUUAGCUUCAGAUAUUAAUGUAAUAGAAGUAUUUGAUAUAUAUGGAAUAACUUUAAAUACUUUUACUUAUUCAAGAACAGUAAUAAAAGAAUAGAAUUUAAUAUUACAAAAUAGUAGAAGGGAUCAUGUUGAAAAAUUAUUAAAAUUAGCAUAACAAGAGACUAAAAGAUUUUAAUUAAAUCCAGAAGAUUUAUUAGAGAAUAAUGAAUAAAGAAUGUCAAUAAUCACAAGUGAUAAUAGAUCUACUUGGAAUAAGCUUGUCAAUUUAGCUGUUUCAUUUUAUAGAAUCUCAAUCAAAGGAAAUAAUUUAAAUACUCUUUAAGAAAUAUAAUAAAAUAAAAUAGGACCAGAAUCUUUUUAAUUCUAUCAGAAAUUAGGAGAAGGUGGAUUUGGUGAGGUUUAUUUGGUAGAAAAAGUUGAUUAAGUACCAAAAAAAUAAUAUGCUAUGAAAAUUUUAAAGAAAGAAGAUAUGAAUACUUCAAAUAUAAUAAAAUCUGCUUAAAUUGAAAAGGAUGUUUUAAAAAUGAUGAAUCAUCCAUUUAUAGUUAAAUUAAAUUGGGCUUUUUAAACAAAUGAUCGAUUAUAUCUUGUAAUGGAUUUAUGUUCAGGAGGAGACUUAGCAACUCAUUUAGAAUUAUUAAACUCAUAUCCUGAAAAUAUAGUUAGGAUAUAUGCAGCAGAAAUUACUUUAGCUCUUGAAGCAUUACAUUCUUAAGGAAUUAUUUUUAGAGAUUUAAAACCUGAAAAUAUUGUUUUAGAUACUGAUGGCCAUGCUUUGCUUACUGAUUUUGGACUUUCUAAAUCAGGUAUUGAUGAAGAAAUAUUAAAUUAAUCUUUUUGUGGUACGUUGGCAUAUUUAGCACCUGAAAUGUUAAUGAAAAAAGGACAUGGAAGAUAAGUUGAUUGGUAUAUGCUAGGAAUAUUUAUUUAUGAACUACUUGUUGGAGCUCCUCCUUAUUAUGAUUCUGAAAAAGAAAUUCUUAAAGAAAAUAUUAAAAAAGCUCCAUUAAGAAUUCCUAAAAGUUUAAGUUAGGAAGUAAAAGAUUUAAUUAUUAAAUUACUUAUAAGAGAUCCAAAAAAAAGAUUAGGAAGCAUAGAAGAUGCAAAUGAAAUUAAAUCUCACCCUUGGUUUAUUGAUAUUAAUUGGUAAGAUUGUUACAAUAGAAAAUUAAAACCACCAAAACCUCUUUUUAAACAUGAGCCAAAAGAACCAAGAAAAAUUACUUUCAGCAAAAAUAACAAGAAAAAUAAAUUGGAUGAUUGGACUUUUUUUGAAAAUUGAAUAUUUUAUACUAGC